Messenger RNA from Lycium barbarum (goji berry), 681 nucleotides. RefSeq names its product citrate-binding protein-like. NCBI's taxonomy places the organism in Eukaryota, Viridiplantae, Streptophyta, Magnoliopsida, Solanales, Solanaceae. The transcript has 3 exons. Bases 1 to 594 code for a protein of 197 amino acids. The record is from RefSeq and is a predicted model, not a curated record.
AUGGAGAGAAAUGAAAAUGAGAGAGUCUUAAUGGUGCAAACCCUCACAGGCACCGUAAGGCGAUGCUUAAUUACUACAAGCCUUCAGGCAGAUCCUACAGAUGGAUUCAAAGAAGUGCCAUUGACAAAUGAGAAUUUUGAUAUGCAAAAACCUUUUAAUGAACCAUUAAGGGAUCGUUACAGCGAUGAAGAUGGAAUUAGAAGAUUAUGGGGUCUAGAUUAUUCAUCUGGGAUUUGGCAAUUCGAAGGCUAUGGUUAUGUACCAAAAGGAACAUCAGGUGUUACAAUCAUGCAAAUCCAUGGAGCAAGAGAAGGAGCAACAUCCCUACAACUCAGGAUUUAUAAUGGUGACAUGAAAUAUUACAAAACUGAUGUGAUUGAUAGAGAUCUUUAUGACAGAUGGUUCAGGCUAAAUGUGAUUCACAAUGUGGAUGAAGGAAAAAUCAGUGUAUUCAUUGAUGGAGUUCAGAAGUAUGAAGUCAAUGAUCAAGGGCCUGGAGAUUUGUAUUUCAAGUGUGGGGUUUAUGCUGCUCCUGCUGGUUCAAGCAAUUACAUGGAAUCAAGAUGGAAAAACAUCAAGAUUUACAGGAAAUGAUGAUGCAUAUGUAUAAAGUGCUCAAGUGUACAGCACCAGCUUAUAAGCUUGCAUAGCUUUAUGGGACAAUGUUGAAGGAGAUGUACU